Molecule: messenger RNA, 5141 nt
Organism: Vanessa tameamea
Lineage: Eukaryota; Metazoa; Arthropoda; Insecta; Lepidoptera; Nymphalidae
Product: phosphatase and actin regulator 4B
Exons: 14
Coding region: 373-2244 (623 amino acids)
Biological process (GO): actin cytoskeleton organization
Molecular function (GO): actin binding
Source: RefSeq, a predicted model, not a curated record
GAAUGAAAGAGCCUAACUUUAUCGUAAACAACUCAACUGUGCCUUAAAACUGAAUUUUAUAUGAUUUGAAGAUAAUUUUUUGUUUUCCAUAUUUCAAAUAUUGUUUUUAUAAUGCAACGACUAUCGUUUUGUUAUUUAAAUUAAACAUUCCAAUAUGUGUCUUUUUAUAUUUGUUCUUAAACGUUUUCGAACAAACAGUAUUUAAUUGUCGAGGGUGUAAACAUGAAUUAGUAAUCAUAUUACUUACUAAUAAUAAAAAUUGUUUACUAUUUUUUUAUUUUUAUAAAAUAUUUAAGAAUCUGUUUUACGAUUUUGAGAGUGUAUUUUUAAACAAUGAAUCUUUACCAAAUGUUUUUAUAAGAAAAUCCUUCAAUGGCUAGUGACAACGAAAAAAGUUUGAGUAAUUACAACAAUUCGGAUGGUUCUUUAAAGAGUAAUAAGAAGAAAAACAACGGUGGAUAUACUGGUGACAGUGGAGAUAAAUUAAACCUGGGUGCACAACAUUCCAUUGGCAAAGGAGGGCGACAUCUAUCUGUACCUUUUGACUCUGCAGCUGCAAAUGGUGAUAUAAUAAAAAAACAGAAUGGUUCGGCCGUACGUACCAAUAGCCUGGGUUCCGGCGCGCGCACACCGCCCGCGGAACGAACCAAGUCCAAGUUCUCAGCGUUCGGUAGACUAUUCAAGCCGUGGAAGUGGAAACGGAAAAAGAAGUCCGAAAAGUUCGAAGCAGCUUCUAGAACCUUAGAAAGGAAGAUAUCCGUCCGAGCGAAUAGAGAUGAGUUAGUUCAAAAAGGAAUUCUUCUUCCGGAGAGUCCGGUAACCCCAGUACCCGAAGACAAUGAGGAAUCCCCCACGUACGGCGGUGAAGAAACGCGAAAUGAGCGUGAUGGUAUCCCGGAGCGCGGUGCCAUGCACGCGGCGCUACAGGCGCAACUCGCAUCACAGCUGGCUCAGCAGCAGGCCGCGCUCGCUGCUGCCGUCGCCGCAGCCGCAGCCGCUGCCGCGCACCACCAUCAUCAGAACAACAACGUUAUCGAACCAAAGAAAGAUAAAUUGGAGAAUGGCGGCGAAUUAGUGAGACCUGAGAGACCGAACUCUUUGAGCGCGGGCAAGCUCCCGAGGCGGAUAUGCUAUCAAGGCGACGUGGGGUAUGGCGGCAUGGGUGGCGUGGGUGGAGGCAGCGAGGGCGACGUCAGCGCGGAGGAGCAGCUGAUGCUGUCGGAACUACCGGAACCGCCCAUCGCGCUCUCGGAGAUCGGGCCCAUCCCGCCACCACCCAUGUUCAGCUCGCCCAGUCCCACGCGACACCACCACACGCAUCAGCUUACGAACACACAGUCCGAUUCCGAAGAGGAAGACUCGCAGGAGGAGGAGGAGACGGAUGCGGGCGCGGCGGACACGUCACGCGUGGAGGAGAUCCCGCCGAAGGAGCCGCUGUUCAACGCCGUGCCGCUGAAGUCAGCGCUCAAGAAGCGGCCCGCGCCCGCCGCGUCGCCCGCCGGCACGCCGCUCGCCACGCCGCUCGCGCCGCGCCAGGACCACCACCACGCCAGCUUUAAGCGACCGCCGCCCAAGCCGAGGAUCCGCAUAUGUACAAAGAGCUAUCGGAGUAAUAACGGCAGUCGCACCCUCGACAGCAGCCGGCCGGUGCGCGUGGGCAACACGCUGGAGAACAAGGAGAACGCGCGGCCGUGGGAGGGCGCGGCCGAGUACCGCGACGAGUACUCCAGCGAGUCGGAGCGCGUGGCCGCCAAGCUCGCGCGCAAGGAGAGCCUCAACAUCAAGCUGGCGCUGCGGCCCGACCGCCAGGAGCUCAUCAACAGGAACAUCCUGGUGGUGCAGAGCGAACACGAGAGGCAGGAGUCGUGGGAAGCGAUUGGAGCGCGUCUCAUCCGCCGCCUGUCUAUGCGCCCCACCGCCGAGGAGCUCGUCGAAAGAAACAUACUCAAAAGUCAGUCCCCCGCGGAAGAGAAGAAGCAGAAAGAGGAAAAGAAACGAUACCUAUUGCGCAAGCUUAGCUUCCGGCCGACGGUAGAUGAACUUAAAGAGAAGAAAAUCAUCAGAUUCAGUGACUACAUUGAAGUCACACAGGCGCACGACUACGACCGUCGCGCGGACAAGCCGUGGACACGACUGACGCCGCGCGACAAGGCCGCCAUACGACGAGAGCUCAACGAGUUCAAGAGCUCCGAGAUGGCCGUGCACGAGGAUAGCAAGCACCUCACCAGGUUCCAUAGACCAUGACGGCUGUGCCCGUGUUCUCGAGCCAGCGGCGUGCCUGUGAUCCUAUCUAUAUAUAUUGACUUCUUCCGACCCGAGGAAGAUACGUAUGCAAUAACCUACCAGGACGAACGGUAAAGUGUUAAAUAUUCUAAAGUCGCGUGUAAGCCGUGCGUGGUGAGAAGAUCUCGUCUUCUUCGUUCUCGUCGAGUACGAUUUAUAUUUAGUUCGCGUAUCCUAAGCGUACCUAUACAUUCUUUGAAUUGACCUUCGCGAAAGGUUAGUGAUACUGGUUACUGUGGUUGGAGAUUGAGUUUUUGAAGCUCGGAGAUGUUUACGAGUUGUAUUGAAAUGUGAGACGUAUCCGAUUUAGAAAUUAUGUAGAAUUGUGAUUUUUAUUUGUCUUAUAUUGCUAGCUUUUAACUAAGUAGUCGUUAAGCUAGAUUCGAUUUUUAUCGUAUUUAUUUCUUGCAGUCGUUUUUGGUCACAACUUGAAUUUAUUAAUUCCUAUAAGGCGUAUGCACUGAGUUUGUGGCGUAGCUGUAACGUCGACAUUUUAAAAUUAAUCGGCAUAUAUAAUAUCUCGUAACCUAAUGAUGUGCAGUAACUGCCACAUUUUUUUUUUUCUAGAGCAUAUACUAUUAUUUCAAACUUAAAUUAAAUUGUAGCUAGUACCUAUUUAAAUUCAACUUGGAACGCGUACGCACUUAUUUUCAACUAAUAAUUUAUUUUUAUAAAUCUAAACAACCAUUAUUAUUUUAAUUUAAUAUUAAAGACUAAACAUCCACCAGUUAUACUUUAGCAUACUUAUGUAUUUACGUAUUUUAGCACUUAAAUUAACCUUAUCUAAAUAACUCAAUAGAUUUUUAUAUAAACUGUUGUUUACGAUGUAUCAUACAUAAGAUAAUAAUUAAUUUUGUAAUACAACUACUGUCAUUAUAUCUUUAUAUUUUUAAUUACUGACUUGAUCACAAUAUUCGGUUACAUAAAUUGUUUUUUUUUUUUUAUUAAAUUGGUUAUUAUAUUUUUUCGUUAUUUAAAUUCGGAUAAUAAUAAUUAUUUAUUGAUUAGUACAGGGAGAUACUUUAUAAAAAUACAAUGGAAAAUUGCUGCUAUAGUUAUGAACGAGUCUCGAAAUGAUAAUUCGGAAAAGUUGUAUGUCAAUCGAGCCUACCUAUACGACUAGUGCGGAAGUAAUAAUCACACGGAAAUUGACAUUUUAAUAAAAUAAUUUAUAUCGAAAAUAUUGUAACUGUUAAAUUAAAUUAAAAUAAAUAAUAGCAAUAACAUUAUAAGGAAUCUUUUUGCUUGCACACAUUAUGAAUGUAGUAAGGAGGGCUCGGUUAUCACCCUUUGCAUUCGUAUGGUAGUCGCUCCAGACUAUACAAACGAACAACCUCGGCGGGAACAACUUUUAAACUCGUGGCGCUCUAGCCUUCGAUUAAUGUUAGUUAUUCAAAAUUGAAUGAUAUCGAGUAAAGGAUUAAAUAUAAAGAAUUAAUUAAAACUGUAGCUGUUCAUUAGAUAAUUAUAAAGCCUUCGAGAUUACUCCAUCGUUUCGUAUAUGAUACAUUACCUUAUUUACUAUUCUAUGUACGAAAUAAUUAUAGUAUAGAGAGCAAUAAUGCUGCUGAGUUAUACUUUGAUUUCGAUCGUGGUGUGGUUUGAAGUUUAAUGUUUAACAUUUUUAUAAAAAUCUUAAUACUUCGUAAAAUAAUUUAUAGGUAAGAUGCAUUUGAAGCAAUGUUCUGUUCAGUAGCGGUGCCAUUAGAUGCGUAUUCGAAAUUCCAUACGAUAUCGGCAGAAUGUAUCGAUAAUCGUACGAUUUGUUAUGAAUUGCUCAGAGUCUUAGGCAUCAAAUCAAUUGGAAGAAAUCGUAUGUUAAUAUGCGACACUCAAAAUGUUCGGGUAAUACAAUAUUUAUUCAGUAAUAAUAAGAUGGUUGUUCGUGAGACCAUUCCAUUUUUAGGGUAAAGUGGAAGCCAAAAUGACGACUUAUUUUUCUAAACAAUUUUGUUAGAUCGCAAUUAAAGUUGUAUAGAUAAAACGUAGAUGUUUAUCAAUAUUGUAAUCGUAAGAAAUUCAGAUUUCCAAAGAUCUAAAGCUCAACUAAAUUCUUUUAGCUAGCUAACUUUUUGCAAUCGUUGAAAUAUGUAUAUUUAUGCAAAAUUACUAACUAAGUUUUACAGUGGAUCAUAGUAAUGUUAAGAAAUAAGUUGCAAUGAUAUUCAUCCGGCGUCACUCAGUAUGUACAUACUUAAUUACCAUAAAAUGUGAUAAGACUUUUAUUUGUAGUGUUUUAUAAUUAUUUAAGUACAUUAAACUUUCAUUUGUAUAAAUUUCUAAGACUUUGAAAAAUGUCGAAUGGUGCUGUCCUAAAGCAACACGUUGAUUUUCUUCUAUAAAUUUGUAUUUCAUGGUAGAGUUAUAUUUUGUACAACAAUAUCUAGUAUCGGAUUACUAAGCGUUUUUACAUUAAUUGAAUUACAAAUAAAUUUGUUGAUGAAUUAGAAAUGUUACUUUAUUUAUAUACCAUAUUCCACACAAUUAAAUGAAAAACUCUUACUUCAUUAUCUGCUUGAUUUGUGAAAUGGUGUUUUAUGCAAAAUAUUCGCCAUAUUAUUUAAAAUAUAAACGAAAAUAAUAUUCAAUUGUAUCGAAAGAUAUUCUUUUUUAUCUGUACAUAAUUUUAGUACCAUGUAAAUUAUGGAAUCUCUUUUAUUUCCAUUUAUAUCGCGUAUCUUUUUGUGCUAUUAGAACUAUUGCUGUCAGUACUUGGUUUACUGUUGCUUUUAUUUUGAAUAUUGUGUAAAUUAUUAAUGACAUGUUGUAUUAGUAAGUAUAUUAUGAUAGCCAUAAAAUAUUUGUUUUAUAUAACAUAAGUUUGUAAAUACUAUGAUUAUACAUUAAGUUUUAUACUC